Psammomys obesus (fat sand rat) is the source of this 4317-nucleotide messenger RNA. Its product is annotated as mucin-19-like. The transcript is spliced from 38 exons. Gene Ontology annotation, cellular component: extracellular matrix. Lineage: Eukaryota; Metazoa; Chordata; Mammalia; Rodentia; Muridae. The record is from RefSeq and is a predicted model, not a curated record. Gene Ontology annotation, molecular function: protein binding. Bases 1 to 4317 code for a protein of 1438 amino acids.
AUGAAGCUGAUCAUUCUGUCCCUGGCUGUGGUGCUCUGCAUCUAUUGCGAAGGUGGCUCAAGUGGGAACAAUAUGCCACAAACACAAGGUGAAGUCUCCAUAGACUCAGGAAAUGGUCCCAUACUUCAGGGAGAACAAUCAUCGGGGUCUGGUGGAACUAACACAAAUGCCACAGAUGAAAGUGAAAAAUUAAAGGAAGAAUUGGAAAAUCUAGUGGGAAGUCAAAGCACUGGUGUCAAUGGCUCAGGUGCCACAAGUUCAUCAGGGUACAGUACAUCUGGACCACCCAGUACUCCAGAAAAAGGCUCCCAUGUUCCAGAAGCGACUCCCACAUACUCAGAAGCAAACGAAGUUGUUGGGGAAACGGCUACGUGGAGUGACGGCAUCUACAGAGCUCUCAACGGCCGCAUCUUUUCCUUCAAGUCUUCCUGUACCUACACCUUCUGUCGUGAUUAUGCUGAAUCUGGAGGAGACUUCCAUAUUGAGAUCAGAAGGAGCAAGAAUGGUGAUAUUGAAGAAAUAAAAGCUCGGAUUGAUGAUGUUGGUGUCUCCAUUUUGCAUGGUUUAGUUUUUGUCAAUGAAGAAAGGGUUCAGAUACCAUACAGCAACAAGAUGAUUCACAUUAAAAAACAAGGUUAUCACAAUGUUCUGAACACCCGUAGAGGGAUCUUGUCUUUAAGAUGGAGCACGAAAGCCCUCUCACUCAUCCUUCAUAACCAAUAUACAACCUGUGGUCUUUGUGGCAACUUCAACAGCACACCAGGUGAAGAUAUUAAUAAACACAUUGCCAAUAGCAAAAUUUCCAAUGACUGUCCCACGGCUCUGAGUGAGGACAAUGAAGUUUGCGAGGAUGGAGUCCAGUAUUGUGACAAAAUUAUUGGAACUUACUUUGAAAACUGUGAGAAGGUUUCCCCGUUAUCCAGCGAGUACAAAAAGGUGUGCGUUGACGAAUACUGUCGAACUGGAGGCGGCAAGAACAGGACAUGCGACACUUACUCGGAACUGGCCCGCCUCUGUGCCUAUGAUGGUCCCGGUGUCUUUGAACGCUGGCGAGAGGAUUCUGGUGUGGUUUGUGCAAAACAACAAUGCCCAGGGAAGCAAAUCUACAAAGAAUGUGGGCCUUCGAAUCCUCCAACCUGCUCAAAUGUGGCUCCCUUCCAAGACAGUGAAUGCGUGAGCGGCUGCACCUGCCCAGAAGGUUACCUGUUGGACGAUAUUAGAGACAAAGAAAAGUGUGUGUUAAAGGAAAAAUGUCCCUGUGAAUCUAACGGAAAAGUGUAUGAGCCAGGAGAAGUCCGGGAAGGCCCCUGUGGCUCUGAAUGCACAUGCCAAGAAGCUAAGUGGUCUUGUACUGAAGCACUGUGCCCUGGCAGAUGUAAAGUGGAAGGGAGCUUAUUCACCACUUUCGAUGACAAUAAAUUUAGCCACCCUGGAGACUGUCACUUCUUGGCUGUCCAUAAUGAAGAUAUCUCUAUUAGUGUUGAGCUUCAUGAGUGUGGAGAUGGUCAAACAGGUUCAUGCUUAAAGAGUGUUAUGUUUCUCCUUAAUUCUUCUACUUCAGGUAACAGAUUUGUGUUCAAUAGUGACGGGACAGUCACGAAGGAUGGAGUUACAAUUAAAGGUUAUUACUAUUCAGAUGAUGUGCAGAUCUUCAAUGCAUCUUCUUUAUAUAUACAAGCUGAAAUAUUAUCUCAUCUUAAGAUGCAAAUUCAAAUUGCUCCUGUGAUGCAGCUGUAUGUGUCCAUUGCUCCCGACACGUUCACAGACACUGUAGGUCUUUGUGGUUCCUACAACAAUAAGGCAGAAGAUGAUUUCAUGUCAAGUCAGAAGAUUCUGGAGAGGACAGCUCAGGCAUUUGCUAACUCCUGGGAGAUGAUGCCUUGCCCCAAGGGAAGCCCAUCUUCCUGUGUCAGCAUCGAAACAGAGAAGUUCGCGGAGAACAACUGUGGGAUUCUUCUCAGCUCAAGUGGGCCUUUUGCUGCUUGUCAUCAAACUGUCAACCCCAAGUUCUAUUAUGAGGAAUGCAAAAAGUACACGUGCUCUUGUGAGAACAGCAAAGACUGCCUAUGUACAAUUUUAGGGAACUACGUGAAAGCGUGUGCUGAGAAGGAAACAUACCUCAUGGGCUGGAGAGAUGGACUGUGCGAGGUGUCUUGCCCAAGUGGCCUUGUUUUCGACUACAAAGUGAAAACCUGCAACAGAUCCUGUCGCUCUCUGUCAGAACGAGACAGGAGCUGUGAUGUGGAAGACAUUCCAGUUGAUGGGUGCACUUGCCCUGAUGGAAUGUACCAGAAUAGUGAAGGAAACUGUGUUCAGAAAUCUGAGUGUGACUGCGCUGUUAAUGAUGACAUUGUGCAAGCCGGAAAAUCUAUCCUUAUUGAUGACAAUAAAUGUGUCUGUCAGGAUGGUGUGCUUCUUUGCGAAACUCCCCUUGAUUUAACCCUACAAAACUGUUCCAAAGGGGCUGAAUAUGUAGACUGCAAAGAUCCCAAGGCACAGAGAAGGACUGAAAGGACAUGUAGCACUCGGAACAUACCUGAUUUUGAGGGUGACUUGCCUUGCAAACGUGGGUGCUACUGUCCGGUGGGAAUGGUCCGCAACUCUAAAGGGAUAUGUAUUCCCCCUGAUGACUGUCCCUGCUCUUUCGGUGACAGAGAAUAUGAACAAGGAAGUGUUACUUCUGUUGGCUGCAACGAGUGUACUUGCAUAAAAGGGUCCUGGAACUGUACCCAAAAUGAGUGUCAAACAACUUGUCACAUCUAUGGGGAAGGACAUGUUAGAACCUUUGAUGGAGAAAGUUACAGCUUCGAUGGGCUCUGUCAGUAUACAUUCCUUGAGGAUUAUUGUGGCCAAGAAAAUGGCACCUUCCGUAUUUUAACCGAGAGUGUCCCCUGCUGUGAAAACGGGCUUACCUGCUCCAGAAAAGUCAUAGUGGCUUCCCAGGACCAGAAUAUCAUCUUACAAGAUGGUAAAGUGACAGCAGUUCAAACUGCCGACAGUACAGAUUGUGAACGCAAUGGAACCUCGUACUCCAUCCACACUGUUGGCCUCUACCUGAUUGUGAAACUUCAGAAUGGAAUAAUUUUGAUUUGGGACAAAUACACAAAAGUAUCUGUUAUUCUGGACCCAAGCUGGCAGAACAAAGUGUGUGGUCUUUGUGGAAAUAACAAUGGUGAUCUUAAGGAUGACUUCACAACAAGGCACUCUUCGGUAGCUGCCGGGGCACUGGAAUUUGGAAACAGUUGGAAAACAAACCAGGAAUGUGUGGAUACAGUGACACAAAGCUUCCCAUGUGACUCGAACCCAUACUGCAAAGCCUGGGCUGAGAAGAAGUGUGAGAUCAUCAGGGAUGACACCUUCAGAGAGUGCCACAGCAAGGUGGAUCCGACGACCUACUAUGACGCAUGUAUUGAGGAGGCCUGUGCUUGUGACAUGGAGGGGAAGUACCUCGGCUUCUGUACUGCUGUGGCAAUGUACGCAGAGGCGUGCAAUGCAGCGGGAGUCUGUGUCUCGUGGAGAAAGCCAAACCUUUGCCCUGUGUACUGCGACUACUACAAUGCACCUGGCGAAUGCAGCUGGCACUAUGAGCCCUGUGGAACAGUGACAGCCAAAACAUGCAAAGAUCAGGUCAUUGGCAAAAAGUUCUCUUCGCUUUUAGAAGGCUGUUACGCCAAGUGCCCGGAAAACGCACCCUAUCUGGAUGAGAACACCAUGAAAUGUGUCCAGUUAUCUGAGUGCAGCUGCUUCUACAACAGCGUCAUCCCAGCGGGGACAGUUGUUACCGACGACUGUGGAAGAACGUGCUCUUGUACUGCUGGCGAGUUGGAGUGCACGGAAACGCCUCCUACAAAUUCAACACCGACAGGCACCACAGAAGCCCCAAGCUCAAGCUUCAGUAGUUCCGCCCUCACAACAGCAGGGUCAACCGGAAGUUCUCAAGGUAUAACCACAGAGGCAAAGAUUCAAAGUACAGUUGGCACAAGCUCCUCAACAGGGAGCACAGAGACAUCCACAGGCCACACUACCCGCCUUCCAGGCUCCACUGUAUCCCCAGCUUCUGCCACCAGUAAACCAGAGAGCACAGUGACAUCCACAGGCCACACUACCAACCUUCAAAGUGCCAGUCUGUCCCCAGCUUCUGCCACCAGUAAACCUGGGAGCACAGCAGUGUCUUCAGGCCACACUACCAGCCCUGGAGCCUCCUCAAGAGUGGCCUCAACCUCUGCCAACAGCAAAUCAGGCACUGUCAGUGGUGAUGAGGGGAGAUGCAAAGUUGUGUCCUCACCUGAGAGUGGUCCCACAGUGCUUCUUACAUGA